This is a messenger RNA of Alosa alosa (allis shad), 5730 nucleotides long. RefSeq names its product latent transforming growth factor beta binding protein 1 (gene ltbp1). Gene Ontology annotation, biological process: supramolecular fiber organization. Bases 369 to 5420 code for a protein of 1683 amino acids. Gene Ontology annotation, molecular function: calcium ion binding; microfibril binding. Lineage: Eukaryota; Metazoa; Chordata; Actinopteri; Clupeiformes; Clupeidae. The record is from RefSeq and is a predicted model, not a curated record. The transcript has 32 exons.
UAGCAGCCUUAACAUCUGCUGCCCAGCUCCGCAUCUCUGGAAUAAGACGCUGCUCUGUAUAGUUUUCUCGCGCGGUUGUAGCGCUUUUUUGUUAUUUUGGUUUUCACCUUUUUAUUUCGUCGGAGUUUAGCCUACUGUAUUUAGAAUUGUAAUGGUCUCUUUUCUAAAGUUUGUGUGGUAUAACAUGAGCGAAGAGUAAAUGACUACUUUUAGGACUACUUCUACCGUACUUUUCCCACUUGCGUUAACUUGGAGUUAAUACAUUUUCAAAUAUCCCCCAAACGGACAUCGCAUUUGUAAUCAGCUUUCAACGUCUAACUUUUUCCUCUGCAAAAGUUUCUCCUCGUAGGAUUCUAAGAGGAUCGUGAAUGGAUAUGGCUUGGAUCAGAUGGAACCUUUUGUUUUCCAUAGGUUUGUUAAUUUCACCGGCGUUUGUAUCCAUGGAUCAGAGCGGCUUUAGGAGAUACUACGUGUUGCAACCGGGACCGAGCGGUACGGACAGGGUGCAUGUGAGCUCAAUUUCAUCCCGCUCAGGAGCCGCGGGACAGCCGCAAACCUACAAUGUCGAACUGACGGCCAGCUUCGCCGGCGGCCAGGUUCGAACCCGCAGGAUGGGCAGUCAGGCGACCCAAAGUAUCCCGCUCCGACAGGACACACAGCAACAGUUUACGCAGCAACAGAUCGUCAGACAUACAAGUCAACAAGUUAAAGUAUCAGGGGUGAAUGUCUGUGGAGGGCAGUGCUGCCACGGAUGGAGCAAGGCCCCGGGAUCGCAGCGGUGCACCAAGCCCCACUGUUUCCCCCAGUGCCAGAAUGGCGGUAUGUGUCUGAGGCCUCAGCUCUGCAUCUGUAAGCCAGGCUCCAAGGGCAAGGCCUGCGAACAGAAGACCGUGCCUGGCCCCUCCAACCCCACUCUGCCUGGUAACGGCCACACCAACGGCCACACCGUGGGCCAGGGUGGUAAUGGGCACGGUAAUGGACACACCAACGGGCACACGGUAGUCCAGGGCGGCAACGGGCACCCCAACGGCGGCCGCACCACGGUCCACGCGGUCGUUCCCCAGCGGCCCAUCCCCCAGCAGGUGUACCCGCCACAGCCCCACGGUCCGGCCAUGGUGCCCGGAGGUGCCAACGUGGCGGCACAGAUGACCGUGACCAUGAAGCGGCCGCAGCCCUACCAAACGCAUGUGCGGUCUCCUGUCUCGGUGACCAUGCAGCGUGGCCAGAGCCAUAGCCAGCAGUUCAUCAUGAAGCCCAAGUACUACCACACCACCCACACCCAGGUGCACCGCGUGGGCCCCCAGCCGGACAGACCAAUCCCACUGUCUGUGGGCCACGGCUCCGUCCACGUGCCCUCCGUGGGGAACCAGACGGGCCGGAUCAAGGUGGUCUUCACCCCCACCAUCUGCAAGGUGACCUGCAUGGGUGGCCGGUGCCAGAACAGCUGCGAGAAGGGGAACACCACCACCAUCAUCAGCGAGAACGGCUACGCCACCGACACCCUCACCGCACCCAACUUCAGAGUGGUGGUCUGCCACCUACCCUGCAUCAAUGGUGGGAAAUGCAGUGCCCGGGACAAAUGUCAGUGCCCGCCCAACUACACCGGCAAGUUCUGCCAAAUGCCCGUCCAAAACGGCAACCACCGGCAGCAGCAGAGCCAGGCCAGCCAGAUCCACUCCACACACACCCUCCCCCUAACGUACAACAAUGGACAGAACCAGAGUAAGCCGACAAGCAACAACAUGCAGUUCCCGCCCAACUUCGUGAACAUCCACGUGAAGCACCCGCCCGAGGCCUCCGUCCAGAUCCACCAGGUGUCCCAGCUGGACGCCAACGGCCAGAAGGUGAAGGGCUCCCAGUCGUCCAGCACCUCCAUGCACCACCACACCCACCAGCACUCGGAGAGCAGCAGCAGCCACAGCAGCAGCGGCAGCCACAGCAAGGUCCAGCAGCAGGGUCACGGCGGAGUGGUCUACCCCAACCAGCAGACCUACAUCCAGUACCAGCAGCCCGUCACCUCCAAGAGCCAGCUGGGACGCUGCUUCCAGGAGACCACCGGGGCACCGUGUGGAAAAGCCUUCCCGGGUCUGUUGAAGCAGGACGACUGCUGUGGAACGGUGGGCACGUCCUGGGGAUUCCACAAAUGCCAGAAGUGUCCAAAGAAGCCGUCCAUGACGGAUACAAGAUACCUGAGUGAGUGCCCCCAGGGAUACAAGAAAGUCAACAACUCCUGCCAAGAUAUCGAUGAGUGUCAGCAGGUGCCAGGGCUGUGUCCCAACGGGGACUGCAUGAACACGCAGGGCAGCUACCGGUGCAUCUGCCGCGCCGGCUUCAAGCCGGACGCCACGCUCUCCGGCUGCAUCCCUCUCUUCAAAGAGAUCUGCCCUGGCGGGAUGGGUUACCAUGUCACCGGCCACAUCAAACCUAAGCCAAUCAACCGGCCCCAACCACAGCCGCAACCACAGCCACAGCCGCAGCCACAACCCCAGCCCCAGCCCAGGCCCCGGCCACCCUAUCAGGAGCCAGUGCUGCCUCCAGUGCCCCUUCCUACUGCACACAAACCCGUGGAGGCCCUGAGUGUGACCGAGAGGCAACUUCCCGUACCAGAGGUUGUGGAGAAGACGUCACCUCCGAUGCCUGUUCAGAUUCUGCCCUCCAGCGCUAGUCAAGCUAUUGGCCCCAUCCAGGAUUCAGAGGUGAAUGAGUGCCAGGUGAGCCCUGAUAUAUGUGGGCAUGGCAUCUGUUCCAACACCCCUAAGGCCUACACCUGUCACUGCUACGAGGGCUACCAGAUGGAUGAAGAGCAGACCACCUGUGUAGACGUUGACGAAUGUGCCGAGAGGCCGCUGCUGUGUGCAAACGGCCACUGCAGGAACACGGCCGGAGGCUUCCAGUGCGCGUGCCAACAUGGCUUCCAGAUUGGUGACGAGGGUACCAGCUGCGUCGAUGUGGACGAGUGUUUGAGGCCCGACACAUGCCCAGAUGACGACUUGUGUGUCAACACACCGGGCUCGUUCCUGUGUCGGCGUUGCGACAGAGGCUUCAGGAUGAACCCGAACGGCCAGUGUGAAGAUGUUGAUGAGUGUCUGGACAAGUCCAACUGUCCAUCAGGUCUGUGUUAUAACAAUCCUGGCUCAUUCGUCUGUGAUCUCUGUCCAGCUGGCUUCGAGGGCAAGGAUGGCCAAUGUGUGGAUAUCGAUGAGUGCCUGGACUCCUCGGCCUGUGAACAUGGCCGGUGCUCUAACUUUCAGGGCUACUUUGUCUGCUCCUGUGAUGAUGGCUACGCGCUGAGCCCCGAUGGCAAGUCCUGCACAGAUUUGGAUGAAUGUCAGGAUGACCAUGUGUGCACUAGGGGCCAUUGCCAGAACACAGAAGGCUCAUUUGUGUGUGUCUGCGAGGCUGGCUUCAGGGUGUCUGCAGCAGGGGACCAGUGUGAUGAUGUGGACGAGUGCCGUGAGCUGCCGGAGGUGUGUGGCGGCGUGGGCGUGUGUGUCAACAACCUGGGCUCUUACCUGUGCAGCUGCUCUGAGGGAUACCAGCAGGUCAACGGCACCAGCUGCCAAGAUGUGAAUGAGUGUGUAGAUGACCCUGAGCUGUGCGGAGCCAAUGGGGAUUGCCUAAAUGUGGAAGGCUCCUUCCAGUGUGUGUGUGACAUAGGCUUCACUUUAAAUCAAGGAGCAAAUACCUGUGAAGAUGUGGAUGAGUGCGUGCAGAGCAUCAGGUGCGAAGGUGGCACCUGCGUGAACACCCGCGGCUCAUUCACAUGCGAGUGUGAUAAGGGCUUCCGACUGCAGGCUGACAACCACACGUGUCAGGAUAUCGAUGAGUGUGCGGAGCUGAGCCCUGGCAUCUGCGGCGCGUGGCGGUGUGAGAACACGCUGGGCUCCUUCACAUGCGUGGUCAGCUGCCCGCCCGGCCACACCAAAGACCCCCAGGGGGUGUGUGUGGAUAUCGAUGAGUGCAGUCAGAACGAGACCCUGUGUGGAAGCCCAGACUUCUGUGAGAACAUGGCCGGCUCGUACCGCUGCCACUGCGACAGAGGCUUUGAGGAGACCCCAGACGGCCGAGGCUGUGUGGAUCUGAAUGAGUGUGAGCUGCUGGCCACUGUGUGUGGCGAGGCUCGCUGUGAGAAUGUGGAGGGCUCCUUCAUGUGCGUGUGUCCAGAGGAGAACCAGGAGUACGACCAGAUGACCGCCACGUGUGUCACGCCCACAGGCUCGGUGGAGAGGAAGGAGUGUUACUACAACCUGAACGAUGAGAACCUGUGCGACAAUGUGCUGACCAGCAGUGUGACCAUCCAGGAGUGCUGCUGCACGCUGGGCGCUGGCUGGGGAGACAACUGUGAGGUCCACCCCUGCCCCAUCCCUGGCACAGAUCAGUUUGCCAAGAUGUGUCCCGCGGGCAAGGGCAGCAUUCCCAGUGGAGAUGACGUGUUUGGAGUGGCCGCAGUCGAUUCCUACAAAGAUGCGGAUGAGUGUGCCCUCUUUGGCACGGAGAUCUGCAAAGGCGGCUUCUGCCUCAACAUGCCCGGGACGUAUGAGUGCUACUGCAAGGCCGGACUCUUCUACGACGAGGUCAAGCUGGAGUGCCUUGACACGGAUGAGUGCCUGGAUGAGUCUAAUUGUGUGGGUGGGGAGUGUAUGAACACUCAAGGCUCCUACAAUUGUUUCUGCCCUCCCCCAAUGGUGUUGAUGGAAAAACAGUGUGUCUAUUCCCCACCUGUGGCAGAGACCAGAGAACACCAGAUUUUCCAGGACGUCUGUUGGCAGACGGUGAAGGCGAUGACCUGCAACAAUGUCCUGCCCAACAAGAGGACCACAUACACCGAGUGCUGCUGCCUGUACGGGGAGGCCUGGGGCAUGGACUGCGCUCUCUGCCCACAGAAGGACUCAGAGGACUACGCCUCCAUGUGUAACGUGCCCUUUAGUGGGAACCGGCGGCCGUACGGUCGGGACGCAUUGGUCGCCGGCCCCGUGCACGAGUAUGAGGUGGACCCCGACUACCAGCCCAGCCCUGACUUCCUGCCCCUCCCCCAAAGUCCAGAGCAGACGCAAGGCUCUCACACCAUCCCCCUCUACGAGGAUGAAGACACUCCCUACGACGCCUUCGAAGGCCUGCGAGCCGAGGAGUGCGGCAUCCUGAACGGCUGUGAGAACGGACGCUGUGUGCGUGUGCAGGAGGGCUACACCUGCGACUGCUUCGACGGCUACACCCUCGACAUGUCCCGCAUGGCCUGUGUGGAUGUGAAUGAAUGCUCGGAGCUCAAUAGCCGGAUGUCCCUGUGCAAGAAUGCCAAGUGCAUCAACACGCAGGGCUCCUACAAAUGCCAGUGUCUGCCGGGCUUCGUCCACUCGGAGCAGCCCAACUACUGCGUGCCCAAGGGGCAGGCGCCAGCGGCAGCCAACGACUCAAGGGAGUGACCCUUAGAGCCCAGCAGAGGGCGCCACAAACACUAAAACACUUAUUUAAUCCAAGCCCAUAUAUUCUGCACUGUAUAAAACAAACCUAAAACAGAAAACGAGGAAAAGAACAAAAAAAAUGUAAGAAUUCAAUCAUACUUGAGAUGAAGACCUGAUUACAAAAAUGCUAUGUGGUUUCUGUGGAGAGAGGAGAGAGCAGAAUUGUAUAAAAUGUAUUUUGUUUUGUUUUGUUUUGUUUAUUUUUGGAUUUAUUUUUAAUUUGUUUUUGUUUGUCUUUUUUAUUUUGUAAGGUUUUAUUGAAUAAGAAGGA